Messenger RNA from Osmia bicornis bicornis, 1371 nucleotides. Its product is annotated as intraflagellar transport protein 22 homolog. The transcript is spliced from 4 exons. The record is from RefSeq and is a predicted model, not a curated record. The coding region runs from base 409 to 987 and encodes 192 amino acids. Lineage: Eukaryota; Metazoa; Arthropoda; Insecta; Hymenoptera; Megachilidae.
UAAAUCAUAAUUUACCAAAAAAGAAUGUGUAUUUUUUUUUUGUUUUUUCUUUCUUUUUUUUUUUUUUUUUCAAAAUAGUCUACUUUUAUAUGUAGUCUACAACUUACAGUCGUUUUGUAUUCAACCUUUUACAUUGUAAUGUCAUAUCCAAAUUAAAAUCUGAAUGUAUCAAUAAAUUACAAUAUUAUGAAAAUGUUGUGCUUUUAUUGUUCAUUAUCAAAAUAAUUUGUAAUAUUUAAUUAAAUACGUGUGAAGGCUCAUAUAUCAUAUUAUACCUCAGACUUUAGACCUUAUUUAGAAAUUUGACUACUUAAUAAAACAUGUAGCUAUAAGUAAUUAAGUGCUAUGGCAACGAGCUUCCAAACAUUGAAGUUCGUGUAGUUAUAUGAAACACAAGUAUGCAUAAGUAUGCGACCACUAAAGAUAAUUGUUAUUGGACCUGUUAGGAGUGGUAAAACAAUGAUAGCUAAUUUUCUUGCUGAUGCGACGGAAAUACCCUACGAUUAUUAUCCAACUCAAGGAGUUCGAAUAUUGGAAUUUGAAGUAAAUGAUAUAAAUGUGGAUAACAAAUAUAUUACGAAAGAUAUUGAAUUAUGGGAUUGCAGUGGAGAUCCUAAAUUUGAAAAUUGUUGGCCAGCUAUAAGGAAAGAUUUACAUGGAGUUAUAUUUGUGUAUAGCGAAAAAUCAAACGAUUGUUUAAAAGUAAUACAACAAUUAUAUGAUUAUUUUAUUGAUCAAAUAAAAUUAGGUCCAGAUCGUUGUGUAAUAUUUUGUUAUGACCCUGAGAAAAAAAAUCCUGAAAUAUCAAAAAUUAUUUCAUCAACAUUUGUGAAAGUGUCCCAUGUAAAAUGUAAUAUCGAAAGUGGUGGAAGCAAACUAAAAGCUGAUUUUUCUUCAUUCAUAAGUACAAUACUUGGUAAAAUGCACAAUUACAACGAACAAGAAGAUAAAAAUAUUUUAAGUAAUAAUAUAUUAUUUGCAAGGUAAUAUAAUACAAUGUUAUAUUAUUAUACAAUAGUAUAACACAUUUUACAUGUAGGAUGAAUAAAUAACAGUUGUCAUAUGAAAUAUAUUUAUUAAUUUUAUAAAAGUAUUUCAUAUGAAAUAUAAAUGUAUAUAUGUUGUAAUGUAUUUUAUGCAUUGCCAAUAAAUUAAAUAGUUUAGAAACAUGAUGUAAAAAAAUAUAAUUCUACCCUUCAAAAAUUGUCUUUUAUUCUUUCUUAAAUAUUAAAUGUGUAUUCAUUAUUUUAAGAUUGAAGUUAUUAAAAGUAUAUUUACUUAGUAGAAUGUAAUUUGUACUUAAUACACAGGUUAUUAAAAAUAAACACUAUUAUAUACAAAAUGCGAAUAAGAAUUCUACCUGAAAAACUA